AGUCGAGAAGUCGAUGUUUUCGUAAACAGUCGAGAGUGUUAUGGCCGCAAUUUGGCUUAUAGGACAGAAAGCAAAAUAUGGUAGUUAGGAUGGCUGAUCACGCAUUUUGGAUUUUUCUGUUUUUCUUAACUUUAUUUGAAGUGUUGCCCCAUACGAAAAUGGCAGUGCAAGGGAAUAGCCAUGCCUUUAUUCACGCCAAUAGUGAUGUUAGAUAUCUUGUUGAUGGUAUUCCUGUUCCAGUUCACAAGGAACUUGUGGGAGCAUCAAGUGUUAGAGUUCCUGUUUUGGAUGAAAACCCUAUUUACAAUUCUAAACAACAUUUAAAGUUUGAUCCACCAUUAUUAGACUUCAAAGAGAGACAUUUAGGAAUGCCACAUCAUGAAAAAGUCACUCUUUUUAAUGUGAAUAACAACAAAACAAUUCACAUGUCAUCCAUAUCAGGGAAUACAGUACAUUUCCAUAGUUCUUUCUUUGAAGAUAAGAUUAUACCACCUCUUGGAAAUACUUCUUUUAAUGUUGUUUUCCUUGGACGAGAAGAAGGUGAAAUUGAAAGUAAUUUAUUUAUUCAUACUUCGGAAGGAAGCUUUAAGUAUCAUGUUAAAGGAGCAAGUGUUAGUAGUCCUUAUAGAUUAAGACCUUUAGUUGGUGUCCGUGUACCUUUGAAUGCAACAUAUGCUCCAUUGAUCAGCAUACACAACCCUCACAUGACACCCAUGCAGAUUGUUGAGGUGUACAGUAGUGGUGGAGAAUUUCAUUUGGAGCUGCCAUCAGGUGAGCUAGAAGGUCCCAAACAUUUAUGGGAAAUUCCUCCUUUCCAUACAAAACCUGUCAUCAGAAUACGUUUUGUGGCUAGAGCUGAAAAAAAUCACACGGCUUAUGUCAGAAUUAAAGUAAAUAAAAGUGAAGAAGUGUUGGUGGUUCCACUGGAAGUUGAAGUGUCAUCACAGCCUGGGCUGUAUUCUCAUGAGGACAUAAUUGAUUUUGGAAUUGGUGGAAGCCAUGACAGGCCAAGGAAAGUGAAAUUAGCUCUUUACAAUUCUCUUAAAAAAGUAAUUCGAAUUCAAAAUGUGAUUACUGCUCCAUUUUCAAAAGCUGUGAGAAUUGACUUUCAACCUCUCAAAGUUCCACCUGACUCCAGUUCAGCAACACAGAUUGCAACUCUGACAUUUGAUUGGCAUGCAGCAUUUGAAUCUAAACAAUUUAGUGGAAAAGUAAUUGUCAAAAGCAAACAGAAUCAAUACAAGCUUGUCAUUCCGUAUAUUGCUCAAGUUUUAGAAGGAGGCUUAGAAUAUAAUGCAUCUGUGACACAGUAUUGUUCAGAAGUGGCUCAUCAUGAUACAAGAAAUUUUACUGUACGAAAUUCUUUUAAAGUACCUUUAGCUCUCACAAAUGUUUCUCUUCAAAAGGAAGCAGAAGAAUAUUUUAAUAUCGAGAAAUUCAAUUCAGUUACACUUAAUCCUGGAGAUGCAGUUGUCUUAUUCCAGCUAUCUGUGAAGAAAGGAAACUUACCUUUAAAAUUAAUGUCUAAUUUAUUGAUAUAUUCCAAUGUAUCUACAGUGUGGGUGCCAUUGCUGUGCUAUAAUGGCCGAUUAUCUAAGGUCAUUGUGUCAGAAUUCAAUGAAACGGAACUGAAUUUUGGAACAGUUGGUAGUGCUAGUCAAAGAGAAGCACAUUUUCAAUUAUUCAACUAUAAUCCGGUGCCAAUCAAUAUUGAAGAUUGGGGUACAAAUUUUACUGGAGCUGUGGUAGAACUUCUUGGGGUGGCAGAAGGAAAUGAAUCUACUGUUGAGAGUCACCAAAAUUUCAGCAAUAUGAACAUGAGUACUGUGUUGGAGCCCAACUGGUAUGCUGUUCUCAAAGUAAUGGUUACUGCUCCAGAUAUAGAAGAAGAGCUGAACGGUGAUGUGUAUAUAAAAACUAGGUAUGAAACCAUCAGGAUACCUGUUCGAAUGAGGGUUGCUCAUGGUAGAUUAGAGGUCUUGCCUGAUCCUCUAAUUCUGGAUAAUUGCUUUCCUGGAAAACUCUGUAAACAAACUCUACAAGUUCGUUCUUUGUUCAGUCGAGCUAUGACUGUAACAUCAAUUACUAGUGUUCCACAUGAUCCUCGUGUCAGUUAUUGGUUAGCCAACACUAGCUCUGAAGUAAUUCCCUUGGCAACAAGUACAAUUGGAGAGGUGAUGUUUGAUCCUGCAUCAAGUUGUGGUAAUCAUUGUUAUCUGGGUGUCGACACAAACUCAACAGCUGGCAGUCAGUGGUUGCAGUUACUGGAGCUUCCACCCCAUGUUCAUGAUAUUGAUCUCUCCUUACUCUCGGCACGAUACACAAGCUAUGUGCGCCUGGCCGGGGAUAAGGGCUUUCCUGUGUGGCAGAACAUAAGUCUUCAAUUGCACACAACUGAAGUGCGAAGACACAUGUUUUGGGCCAAAGUUAUGAUGACAUGGCCAUUGCUUACACUGAAUGUAGCACUCUCACCAGGCAAUACCAGUGUUUUGACUUUUCCCCUCACACAGAUUGGCAACACAACUUACAAAGACUUGGUGAUUCACAAUCCUUCUUCCAAGCCCUUGACGUUGCAACUGGUGAUGGACUGGGCUUAUCCGGUGGCAGAACGCCUUCUCCAUGAUCUGCCUGAUGGAUUGACAAGAUGCCAUGAGUGUCACAAUUCUCCUUCUCGGGAAUUUACUUUAGAAGAAGGGUCAUUAGUGGGCUCGUAUAUUGAAAAGCUAUUGGGAGUGCUACCCCAUACAAAUAGUUUGGCCCUGGUGUUGCAACCUGGAGAAGUAGCUACAACCCGUCUAGGAUUUUCUCCUCAUAAGACAGGCUUGAGUUCAGCUGUUUUAUUAAUUAGGAAUAAUUUAACAAUUCUUGAAAUUGUAAGAUUGUCUGGAAGAGCUGCUCAUGCACAAUUCAAAUUUGGAAAUCGAAAACCUGGUUCUGAAGCCCCUUUAAUGUUUGAACUUGCAGAAAAGCACUUGAAGGAUUGUGAAAGAGAGAAAAAUAGAAAAUUUCCUGUGCCAAAUUUAACAGUUAAAAGAUCAUUCACAGCAAGAAACACUGGUGAUCUGAAUAUAUUCGUUAGUGGUUUUAAUAUCAAUGGCUUACCAUGUGAGGGGUAUGGUUUUCGUGUUUUAAAUUGUGUGCCGUUUCAACUCCCUCCAAAUGGAACCAGAAAAAUUGAUAUAGCUUUCACGCCAGAUUUCACAUUAGCUCGUAUUCAACGGUCACUCUCUAUAGAAACCAGUUUAGGGAUCAGUGUAAAUUAUUCCCUUAUUACAACAUUGCCACCAUACUUCCUAGCUUCUUGUUCUAGUGUACUGGGGCGACCAAGUUGGGAACCUCUUCUAUAUUACUCUGCCAUCAGUUUCAUGACUUUUAUUUUGUUCUGUGUCCUGGCUGCAGCAUUUUUAGAAUCGGAUCGAAUACUUAAAUGUGCUUUUGUGGCUGUUGCAAAAGACAAGGCUCUCAGAGCUGCAUCAGAAACAAAAACCUCUCCUAAUUUUCAAAAAAAUUGUGAUAUGAAAAUAAAUUGUGUUAAAACAGAAGUGUUGCCGGAUUCUACUGGGAAUGAUACUGUAUCUCAUCAUAAUGAGAAACGACAUCGUGACUGUAGUAAUAUAAAAAAUGUUCAAAACAAUAUAUGUCCUAAAAAUUGUUGGAGUAACUUCGAAGAACGAAGUGUGGUUGAAACAGAAAGUAAAGAGAAACCUGCAGUAAUCAAAUUUGAUGAUACUGAAGCAGGGUAUUCUAGCAACUCAACUCCUUUAAUGUCUGUAAAAAAUAAAAAGAAAUUAUCAAAGAAGAACAGUGGCAAUAGUGAACACACUACACCAACAGAUUCAAUUCAAGAAAAUCAUUCAAAGAAAGGGUGGAGUUGCUUUUUAUCUAGAACCACCUCAUCUCAGCAAAAUAAAACCAAAGUAGGUGUAAUUGAUAAUAAAGCAACCAGUAAAAAUACUCAAGAAAUAGAAAUCUCUAAUAAAAAGGUACUGGAAAAUCCCAAGGAAAAUAAGAGAGCAAAUCAAAGUCAUAAAAAGUGUGUGAGAACAGUCUCUGAACCUGUCAUUUGUUCUGAAGAAGAAACAUCAUCCACAACAACAGAAAGCUCUAAUAAUGAUGAAAUAGAAAAGGAGCGAGAGAAUUUGAACUCUAAUAGAGAAAACAAAGCAGCUUUAAAGAAAGACAAAGAAAAGGAAAUGGACUAUAAGGACAAUUAUGAAGGAGAUUGUGAUGAUGAUGAAUAUGAGCAAGAAGGACAGAAAAAGAAAGAUUAUGGUAACCAUUGGAAACCUAAUACAAAAUCUUCAUGUAACAAAACAAUGUCUGAGACACCAGUCAAAGUUACCAAUAGUGAGGUUUCCAAAUCUGCUAGCUUAGAACUACCUUACAAGUUGAAAACAUCGAAACCUGUUAGUCGAGAACGUAAGGAGAAAAAUGUACUUAAAAAACGAACUUCCGAGAAGAAUGGAACGUUAAAGACUUCUGGGCCUGUCAGUGGUUCAGGAAAUAGCAGUAGUAGCAGCAGCAGUGCCAGUAGUACAGUUCGUGUCUCUCCACCUUUACGUACUUCUGGAAGUUGCUGGGGUGAACACAGAGCAUCAUUUAGUGAUGUUGUGGCUCGUAGUGACUCUACUCUCUACUCUAGCAUUGUUGCUCCUCGAAAACGGCAACAACCAUCAUCUCCCACUUCCCUUCCCACAGUUUUCUCUGAAAACAACACACGAAUAAAGUCUUCAGAAGUGAUUCCUACGCCUGUGUCAUCUAGUAGUGGAUUGGGACCUAUUGGUUCCAAGAAACCUUCAUCUUCAACGUGGGAUUUGUCUGAAUCCCAACAAUCAUUACCCCCAUUUCUUCAGCAGCCUCAAGAACAAUCCAGUCUCUUUGUUGACGCUUUAACUGAGCCAACUCCAGUUGACAUGGAAGAAGAGCAGUCCAGUGCCCUUCCAUAUGGUGGAGAUGCCAUGUGGGAACAGGGCAAUUCAAUUGUACCUCUCUUGGAGGAGGAUAAUAGAAAAACUUCUGUUGAAUUUAGACGUCAAGAUCUUUUUCGAGAAAACUGGCCAGGUGUUGAUUCUUUGUGGGAGCCAUUGUAUACUCCUGCAGUGGACAACAGUCAACUCUUUACUCCCAAUUUGAGAAAUGAGGAUAUUCGAGGCACUGGGUCAGUUUGGGGAUCUCUAAUUGGCUCUGUGUGGUCAUCAUCCACUUGGUCCAAUGGACCGGGACCUGUUGCCCCACCCCUGAGUUCUGGUCAAACUCCUAUUCUUUCCGGCAGUGGCUCAUCUUCUACCUCCACAUCUGUUCCAACAACGACUCGAGAGGAUGGAAAUGGUCCUGAAGAGAACACUUCUGAAAUUGAUCAAGGACUCGGAUUUGAUCCGUUUCGCUCUCUGAACACCAUUUGGUUCCCAUCAUCUCCUGACUCGUGGAAUCCAGCAGGAAGUAAAUGAAACUUGCUUCUCAACCUCUCUGCUACAUUUGGAAACUAAAAGUCGCCUUUGUUUACUUCUCCCUUCUUUCCGAUUUAGAUCACUCAGAACACUUUCUUAGGAAUAAUAGCAGUGUGCAUAAUAUAAGUCAUGAUCUUUCAGAUGUUUUUUGCAAAUUUGUUGGAAGCUGAUAUGUAGCAAAUCUGAAUGAAAAACAGUAUAGCAAUUACAAGCCAGAACAAUGUUAAUUACAUACAUUUGAGCGACACAGAUAAUAUGUUGCCUUGUUUGAUAUAGGGAUUGUCUUGCAGUCAAAGUGUAGCUGUGAGAAAAUGAUAUCUUGCAAAAGUAUUCUGGUUAUUUGUAAUAUUAUUGGUAUUCAUAGCAAAGUUGUAUUGAAAGUGAACAUUGGGGACAAAUUUACCGCUAUGCAAAUAUUUGCUUUUCAAUCCACCGCUACAUUAAAAUACCUCUCAAACACAAAAUUUAACAUUCCUUUUAAUCUAUGACACUAUUUAUUGCAGACUGGUUUAGACUAGUCAUGAUGCAUAGUCCUUGGGCACAAACUUAAUUUCUGUAUUAUAAUGAUAAAAUAUUUUUUCUGGUAAAUUUGUCCCUUAAAACAGCCCUCCUUGAUGCCAAUGAAAUGGAUUUGUCACAAAAAAACUACAACAAAAAACAAAACAAAAAAAACUUGCUUUCCUUCCCUCUAUCCAGACUUAAACAAAGUAAUCAGUGAAGACAAUUUGGAAAAUAGCCAGGCAUUCACACUCAUCAUUCACCAUAUUCCAAAGAGAAUGGAAAAGCAACACUAAGUGGUUGUGCAUUAUCUGACUUAUAAUUUAUUUUUUUAAUUUAAUUUUAUAACAUGAAUGUCUUAUACCUUGUGAUUUAAAUGAUUUUUGAUAACUAUUUUAUGUUGUGUUCAGUAUAUUUCUUACAACCAAAGAUUGUACAAAUUGAUUUGUUUUAUGAACUUUGACUGCUUAUUAAAAUACCCUUUUGACUGGCACUUGGUGAUUAUAGAACCAGUAAUGUGACCACGAGGGAAAAUUGAAACAAUAAAGCAAAGUUUGUAUACUCAUCUUCCUUCUGUUUUACAUAAACUUUAUCCUGUUGAUUUGUAUGUUUCUC
Gryllus bimaculatus (two-spotted cricket) is the source of this 6560-nucleotide messenger RNA. Lineage: Eukaryota; Metazoa; Arthropoda; Insecta; Orthoptera; Gryllidae. The record is from the annotation of a GenBank genome assembly.